Trichosporon asahii var. asahii CBS 2479 is the source of this 1017-nucleotide messenger RNA. RefSeq lists its product as uncharacterized. The record is from RefSeq and is a predicted model, not a curated record. The coding region runs from base 1 to 1017 and encodes 338 amino acids. The transcript has a single exon. Gene Ontology annotation, cellular component: nucleus. Gene Ontology annotation, molecular function: polynucleotide 5'-hydroxyl-kinase activity. Gene Ontology annotation, biological process: tRNA splicing, via endonucleolytic cleavage and ligation. NCBI's taxonomy places the organism in Eukaryota, Fungi, Basidiomycota, Tremellomycetes, Trichosporonales, Trichosporonaceae.
AUGCCGAGCAACACACUGAGCGCGGAUGUGCCCACACUCGGAUGGUGGUAUGGUGGACAGGAGCCCACGACUCGCGGCGUGCCGAUCUGGACCAAGCUGAUCGAAAACAUGGGUGGCGCCUACCGCGCACGACUCGAGAAGGGCCCUUUGCUUGUCCACAGCGGACUGUUCCUCGACACGCCAUCUGCCUUCACGAAUCCGACGCUGGGCCAGGUGAAGGAAAACCCUACCCGUUACCCUCUGCUGCAGCAGGCGGUCGAAGCGUUCGAUGGUAGGUGCAGCUGCCCUGUUGUGCAUUCGAAAGCUGACGCGGCAGUGGACUUUGUGAUCGUCAUCGGACAUGAGAAGCUCACGAUCGAGCUUCAGCGUCUUCUCGCCCCGAGCGGCGUCAAGGUCGUCCCUCUCCCUAAGAGCGGCGGUGUGGUCGACCUCGACGAUGCGUAUCGCGAGCUCGCGCAUUCGCAGCAGGUCCGCACGUACUUCUACGGCGAGCCUGCGCUGCCCUCUUCUCUCGCUGGACUCUCGGGUAGCACUGUGCCUCUCGGAUUACAGCUUAACCCGUACUCGUUCCAGAUCCCAUGGGACGCGCUCCACGUACUGCGUGUGGGUGAGGGCAACGCGGCUCCGACCUCGGCGCUUCCGCUUGGCUCGUCCCAUGUCCUCUCACCAACUCGCCUCACCCGCGUUGACCCUGGAGGUCCCGCCCACGUCGUCCGCCUCCUCAACACCGUGCUCGCCAUUGUGCGUGUCGACCCUGAGGACCGCCUGGAGACUGCUAAGAGCAAGGUGAAGGAGGAGGAGGGCGAGAAGGCCGAGGAGGAGGUCAAGGAGGUGGAGAUCGACGAGGACGAGGUCCCGUACCGCGAGGAGAUUGCGCAGCGCGAGGUCCUCGGCUUUGUCGUCAUCACUGCCAUCGACACCCUCAAGAGGAAGUACACCAUUCUCUCGCCGAGCCCCGGUAAGCUUCCCUCGACUGUCGCGAUCGCCGGAUCGAUCGAGUGGGUUGAUUCGGCUUGA